AUAACGUAUUUUUUCAUUAUUAUCUAUGAAAUAGACAUUUCAAACAAGACAUUCCGGAAAACAAUGAACGCUGUUGGAACUUGAAUUUAGACAUGUAGCAGUGUCUAUAAAAUGUUUUAUUAUUUAGUACAGAAGCAUGAAGAGCACAAACGACAUUGAGAAAUAUUGGACGUUGCAAUGGAAGUUUAUAAACAAGAGCUAAAAGAUGUGACCAGAGAAUUAGCUCAUAUUGAGGGUGAGAUCCAGGACCUGUUAAACAGACAGUCUUCUCUUCUUGCAAGAAAAGAUGAAAUUGAAUCCAUACUUGAGCAGAGUGCUCUUAUACAACAGACUGACACAAAAUGGGACUCUACAGACUUUUCAUGGAGUGAAGAAUUGCAGAUAAAGAUGAAAAGUAUCUUCAAUAUCAAAUGCUUGCGUCCAAUGCAGCUACAGACAAUGAAUGUGACCAUGUCUGGAAAGGAUGCUAUGCUGAUCAUGCCGACUGGGGGUGGCAAGAGUCUAUGUUUUCAGUUACCUGCUCUCUUAUCAAAAGGUGUGACAUUGGUUGUCUCCCCUUUGGUUUCUCUGAUGGAGGACCAAGUGAUGGCGCUAGAAGCAUUACAGGUAGAUGCCACCAUGUUAAAUGCUUCUGUGGACAGACAUAAAGCAACAGCAAUACAGAAUUCAAUGGUGGACAAAAAUUCCUUGCUCAAACUACUUUAUGUUACUCCUGAAAAACUAGCGAAGAGUAAACGCUUCAUGAACAAACUGGAAAAAAUGUACCAAAUGGGACGAUUUUCUCGACUUGUUAUUGACGAAGUUCACUGUUGUUCACAGUGGGGACAUGAUUUUCGACCAGACUACAAAUUCCUGGGAAUCAUGAAAAGACAGUUUCCAGAGGUGCCUAUUCUGGGCCUCACAGCCACUGCUACUACCAACGUUUUGGAAGAUGUAAAGAAAAUCCUCAGUAUUCCUCACUGCCUUGUGUUCAAAGCCUCCUUCAACAGACCUAACCUGUAUUAUGAGAUCCGACCAAAACCAUCUGGAAGUAAAGAUGCUCUGGACGAAAUCCAGAAAUUGAUAAAGAAAAAGUUUGAUGGCAUGUCAGGUAUCAUAUACUGUUUCUCAAGAAAGGAGUCAGAAGACGUUGCUAUAGGAUUACGGGAGAGAGGAAUAAAGACAGGCAGCUAUCAUUCAGAUAUGAGUGCUACACAGCGCAGCAGUGUACACAAAAUGUGGCUCUCUAACAAAAUACAGGUUGUGGUGGCCACAGUAGCAUUUGGAAUGGGAAUAGACAAACCAGAUGUGCGGUUUGUAAUUCAUCACUCCCUCAGCAAGUCCAUGGAGAAUCUGUACCAGGAAAGUGGACGUGCUGGUCGUGACGACAAAGUCGCCCACUGCAUUAUCUUCUACAGAUUACAAGAUGUCUUCAGACAGAGCACCAUGGUUUUUACAGAGCAGACAGGAUUGGACAACUUGUAUGGCAUAGUGUCUUACUGUACAGAUAUAUCACAUUGCAGGAGAAGUAUGAUAGCUCGACACUUUGGUGAGGUUUGGGACAGGUCGCAAUGUAACAAGAUGUGUGACCAUUGUGACGACACAUACCGUGUGACCCCUGAGAAACGAGAUGUUACCAAGUUAUGUCAGAAUGUCCUGACCAUCCUAGAUCAUGCCGCCCAGACUCAGCAACGUGUUACAGCAGCCAAACUGUUGGAUGCCUGGGAAGGUCGUGGUGCUAGCUCCUUAAGAGUGAAGGAUAUCCCUCAACCAAACAUCUCACGAGACAAGCUGGAAAGAAUCCUUUCCCACCUACUGAUGAACGGUUAUAUAAAGGAAGAUUUCCACUUCACUGCAUACUCCACCAUUAGUUAUUUAGUCGCAGGUGCAAAAAGCAGAUUAUUACAAAGUGGAAGUGUAAAGAUUGGUAUGGAAUUCCCAGGAAAGAAGAAAGCCUCGACUACCACUGAUUCAUCAGACUCCAAACCAUUAAAACUGAAAAAAACCAGUUCUACCCCUGAUAAAUUAUCCUCCACAACCGAUUCAAAAUCCGCAGGUGUGAAAAGAACAAUUUCUUCUCCGGCAAAACAAAAGUCAUCUGCCAACCAGGAAAAACCGAGACUAGUUAUCAUCAACAAACAAAAUUCUCACUUCACCACAUUAACAGAUGAACCAGAUGACAUUGAUGUGACCUCUAAACAGCCUCAAACUUGCAGUAAAUGUACAGAUUCUGAUGAGGAUUUGGAAGUAGUUACCCGAGAGAAAUCAUCGGGUGCUGAGGACAGAUCGCAAUCUCAGUGUGGUAUCACUAGAAGUGAUGUAGCAGGCAAAUUCCCAUUGUCUAAAAAGAGGAAGAAAUAUGCUUUCAGUGAUACAGACAGUGACGACCUUGACUUCUGUCAGGAGAAAACUAAGAAGAAACCAUCAGUGAAAAAGAAGAUUUCCAAGACUACAAAAGACACAGAUCUCAUGAGAAUCUCAGCAAAUGCUAUUUCUAAUGGAGAAACUAUCUGUUUAGAUAGCAGUGAAAGUGAUGAUAGUUAGCCUGAUCUGAGAAAAAAAACCCGACACCUAACUAUACAUUAAAAAGAUGUUGUUGUUUUAA
Molecule: messenger RNA, 2584 nt
Organism: Ylistrum balloti
Lineage: Eukaryota; Metazoa; Mollusca; Bivalvia; Pectinida; Pectinidae
Product: ATP-dependent DNA helicase Q1-like
Exons: 11
Coding region: 178-2523 (781 amino acids)
Biological process (GO): double-strand break repair via homologous recombination
Cellular component (GO): chromosome; cytoplasm
Molecular function (GO): ATP binding; four-way junction helicase activity; 3'-5' DNA helicase activity
Source: RefSeq, a predicted model, not a curated record